CAGUCGCGCGCCUGGGUAGAUCUCCGCCUGUUUCAGUGUAUAGUCAAUGCAAACUCAACAGCGUGCGUCUUGGGAAUUACGACGUUCUAGGAGUGAAAUAGUGAUUAUUUUCAGACUGUUACCUCUUCGUCAAUACACUUGCUGAAUUUUGGACUAUUUCCCUCGGAAAUAUCUCGCGGAAUUUAUUUUGGAGAUAAGACUUUGGCUCCUGAAUUGUGUCGCCGGUGGAGAGGUCCUCAAAGGCCCAUCGCUCCUAAUGCCCCCAGAGGUAGUCAGUCAGUUGGGAGGAAGAAUUCAGCCCAUACCUCUUAAAUUCAGAACCCUUCAGAAUCCUGUUCUGUCCUCUGAUUUGGGAUUCCUACUGGAUGUUCACUCUGUACCGAUUGGCGCAUCGAAUCCCACUGCCGUUGUUGGACGAUUCAGAAGCUGAGGACCUUGCUGAGGACCACUCUGCGGGGGUCCACCCCCACCUCCCUCUCUUCUUCCUGAACCAUUGUGAACUUCAACGAUAGUGACUGAUUGGACACUGCAUCUGCCAGUCUCAGCUGAUUCUAGACUGCGAGAAAGUGACAGAGAUGCUGGUUAACGUGCUCAACAUCUGCUCUGACGACGAGCUCAUGUCUGAAGGAGACGACACCUGCGAGGACAGGGCCCCCGUGGAUCUGAGCCACACACCAUGACUUGCUGAAGCCCCACUUGCUGCUACCCACCCCCCUUCUCCUCAUUGAAGAUGGUCCCUCCGGAACGGACGAGGUGGCGCCUCCUGCUGGCAGCCCUCACACUCACUUCCUGUCUACUGUCCACCUCAGCCACAGCCCCGCCCUUCCCAAAAGACCUGGAGCCAAUCAACGUUGUCCGAUGGGAGCACUCCUACCUGUACCCAGGGUUCCAGGGGCUGGUGUCGGACAACGACACAUUCAGACUAGGCCUGGACUUCCAGAGGAUGCUGAGGAUCAACCAUAUGCUCUACAUCGCUGCCAGGGACCAUGUUUUUGCAGUAAACCUGACCACAGCUGGUGACGACUUCGUCCCCCAGCUGAAGCUGACAUGGAGGUCCAAGGAUGUGGCCAAGUGUACCGUGAGGGGUCGAAACAGCGAUGAAUGCUACAACUAUGUCAAAGUGCUGGUACCGAGGAACGACGAGACCCUAUUUGCUUGUGGCACUAAUGCCUUCAACCCCACCUGCCGUAACUACAAGAUGACCACCCUGGAGCAGGUUGGCGAAGAGGUGGUGGGUCAGGCGCGCUGUCCCUUCGAGUCGGGUCAAUCCAACCUCGGCCUCUUUGCUGGUGGUGAUUUCUACUCUGCCACCAUGACCGACUUCCUGGCCAGCGACGCUGUCAUCUAUCGUAGUCUUGGCGACGACAGCCCCGUCCUGCGGACCGUCAAGUACGACUCCAAGUGGCUCCGAGAGCCCCAUUUCCACCAUGCGAUCGAGUAUGGAAAUUAUGUCUACUUUUUCCUCAGUGAGAUUGCAGUGGAGUACACCACACUGGGCAAGGUGGUGUUCUCUCGUGUGGCGCGGGUGUGUAAGAACGACAACGGCGGCUCUCCUCGGGUGCUAGAGCGCUACUGGACCUCCUUCCUGAAGGCGCGGCUCAACUGCUCGGUGCCCGGCGACUCGUUCUUUUACUUCGACGUGCUGCAGUCGCUCACCAACGUGCUACAGAUCAACCAGCGCCCUGCGGUGGUGGGAGUGUUUACUACGCAAGCUAACAGUAUCCCUGGCUCAGCAGUGUGUGCCUUCUACAUGGAUGACAUAGAGAAGGCCUUUAAUGGGAAGUUUAAGGAGCAGAAAACCAGUGACUCAGCCUGGACCCCAGUACCAGAGGAACAGGUGCCCAAGCCUAGACCUGGUUCCUGUGCCGGUGACGGCCUGGCCUCUGCCUACAAGUCGUCCACCACCUUCCCCGACGACACGCUGACCUUCAUCAAGUCUUACCCUCUGAUGGACGAGGCGGUGCCCUCCGUCAACGACCGGCCCUGCUUCACCCGCACCACCAGCAGGUACAAGCUGACUCAGAUUGCGGUGGACACCUCUGCCGGGCCGUCUAAAGACCGCACUGUGGUCUUCCUGGGCUCGGAGGAUGGCAGGGUCCUGAAGGUGUUGUCCAGCACUCAUCCUAAUGCCUCCUUUGGCUCCCAGCUCCUGGAGGACAUAGAUGUGUAUAACCCCUCAAUGUGUAACAUUCAGGGGCAGGAGGACCGGAGGAUUCUGGGAAUGGAGCUGGAUAAGGAGCAUCAUGCCUUGUUCGUGGCCUUCACCAGCUGUGUCAUCAGAGUACCACUCAGCCGCUGCACUGAGCACGGCGCCUGUAAAAAGAGUUGUCUGUCCACCCGCGACCCGUACUGCAUCUGGCUCCGGACCGGGAGCUGUGCCAACAUGGCGCCAGGGUUCAAGGCUGGCUUUGAGCAGGAUAUCGAGGGGGACCACUCACUGUACCCUGAGAACUGCCUUGCAGAUGUUCUGGCGACCAAGCGAAACCAGAACCCCGCGGCAGACUCAGCCUACGGUGUCCGAAGGCUCCCUGACAUGGAGAAGUCCAGCCCCAGCGUCCACUACACCCUCCUGAUCGCCUGCGUCCUGGUUGCCUUUUUCCUCGGUGCCAUCCUCUCCGGCUUCCUGGUGUCAUGCUACUGCAGUCACAACGCCCGCCGUGCCCACCGGCUUGGCAAGGACCCUGAGGCAUCCCUCCACCCUGCCCUCUCGCUGCGCAGCCUGGCCAAGCUAAAUGGCCUGCUGGACGGCCAGCCGAAAGAGGAGAAGCUGGACGUGUCUACGCCCAAGAUGUACAGCUCCUUCGUUCCCAACGGGAAGGAGCACACUCCGGGCAGGCACGGGAUGUCCCUGGGAGACCCUGACCUUAACCUCUCCCAGGGGGAGAACCUCUCAGGCCUACCCACCCCUGACUCCACCCCGGAGCUGCCGAUCAAGAACAUGAAGGCCUUCCGGAACCAGUGGGAGAGGAACCAGAACUGCAACAACGCAAAGGAGUCUAAGGCACCGCCUGGCACCGGUUUCGGCCUGGGUUCGUCGAGGUCCAGCUCGGGGGUCACCCAGCAGGUGUUCCCCUUCUCCCACAGCCUGACCAACGGCCAAGCCCUCGGGCACCUGCCCGAGGAGAGGAAGAUCCCCAACGACGAGCGUGCAAAGGGGGCUUCGGCCUCCCAGUCCUCCUCCUGCUACCCGCAGACGGUGGUGGAUGUGGCGGCCCUGGACGAGCUCCUCAAGCACAUCCACGAGGUCAGCGCCUCAGGCAGCCACAGCAUCACUGUGCUGACCUCACCGUGUGCUCCCCUGCCAGGUAGCUCCAGCUCCAGCCAUAACCACAGUCACAGCCAGAGCAGCUUCAGAUCCCAGCCCCAGAUCCCCGAGACGGAGUCGGCCCAGUACUACAGCUCCUCCACCCUGCCCAGGGACAGUCUGACCCGCCGCCUGGACGUGCCCCCAGACGCUGCUGCCGCCUCCUCAGCUGGAGCCACCCCGCUGCAGCAGCAGUCCAUCCCCGAGCGGACCUCAGUGACUCGCCACCACUCCCAGAGGCAUUUAAUGAUCAAGAUGGGCAACGGAGGGGCUGUCCCGCGCCAGCACAGCUUCAGACAGGGCGGGGUUGGGCCACCACCCCACCAGCUGCUCACCCGGAUCAACUCUGGAGGUGGUGGUGGUGGCGGCGGGGGUGGGGUUGGCUUUGAAGCCCACCGGCCACUCAUCCCUAGUGCCUGCCUGACACGGCAGCACAGCUACAGCGAACCACCCCACCUCCACCGCGCCGCCAUUGUACGCCGCACGGCCUCCCUCAAGCCCCAGGUACCCCCCAAGCCCCUCUUCCUGCCCGCCACUUCGCCCGUAAACGAGCAAGGCAAUUACAACUACUGAGAGCUUGGAAUCGGACUGAGAGGCCCCAAACCGACAGACGAUGUAACCUCUCUCCCCUCAGAGUUAGGGCAACUCCCCUGUGAUUGGGGGGGUGGGGUUCGGGGGGGCAACAACCGGGACUGGCAUAUCUUUUGACGAGACGGCCGACAAUAGCCUCCACACCUGAUGAAUGUCCUUAUACCAUAUUGGUAUUAUUGCAAUGCUACUUGAUCACAGGACAGUGAUGGAUUAACAGCAUAUAGAACAUGUGAUAGUAUUGAAUUGACUUGGAGGAUCUGUACCCUCGUUUGAGGCCAAAGAAUAAAGUAACAGGGGCCCAAAACUCAAUGUAAAGGACAGAUCGCAAGUCGGCCACCAAAGCUGUGAACAAUGCCUGCUUUAGCUUGGACCCAAGGCCUCAACUUAUGAGAGCACCUCACAACACAAACAGUGCUCAUCCUGCCUGUAAUGUAUGUAUACUGUAUGCGUGUGUGUAUACAUGUAUAUGCUCUUCAUGUUAAGAUACCAGAGGGCGGAACCAUGAAGCAGCUACAUUAACUGUGGUGAGAUGGUCAACUCCUAGCCAUUUCUUAACCCUCUUAUGACAGAGAUACCAUGGAGGCCCCACUCAGUACACACAUUCGGUACAUACAUCCCUCGACGAGGGAUUUAGCAAUAACUUACCGUUGUGCAGUUAAGUAUCAACUGUACCCCUUGAUAUAAGGGUAAGUAUUAUACUUCUUGCAGCAUACCAUAAAUGACCACUUUGAUAAUGCUUAGAAAAUUAUUAAUUCUGUAUUAGUGGAAUGAUGCUGAGGAACGAGACACAUGGCGUCAGUAUAGACCCAUCAUGCAUCAUAGCGUUACUAUUAUGUUUGUCCCUGGUGGAUGGGGGCUCCGCUAGCCUGUGACAGAAGGCCGCCUCGGGGCCUGAUGAGUUAGGAGAAUCCUUGCCCUGCAUUUGGAAUUCUUACUUUUUGGACAUAAAUGCUACGAUAACUCCAGAGGAAUUUAACAAGCCCCCAAUAUGACUGUCAUUGUCAUUCAAGAAGAGGAUGCAGUACACUGCAACCUCGAAAACAAUUUGUUUCAUCCUUAACACUUAGUGAGAAUUGGUUCCACAUUGAGGUGCAAUCAUUCAGGCUAUGACUUAUUAGCAUUAUAAAAUUAUAUUUAAAAAGUCAAGUCUUAAAGCGGAGCCCCAAGAAACCACUCAUGGGCACAUAGCGCCCUCUUAUGGACAAGCCCUUAAUAACUGUGUAAUAAAGUCAGUAAUUAUGUUUACCAUAUUGCUAUUAACAUUGUGGAUGUUGUUGUAAAUAAAGGCAUCUGUGGAAUAAUACUAGCCAAACUUUGAUUUGUAUGUGUUAAUGUGUGCCUUAUUUAAUAAUGUGGUGUGGAAAAGGGAAAAAAGUCUGUUUUUGGCUCCAUCGUUCUGUUGUCAUUACAAAUUCAUUUCAAAUCUGUCCUCCUGCACGGACUCCAUAUCAGAGGUUCUAUUUCUACUGACAGCUGUUUUAAAAAAUUGCAUUCGUCUUUCUUUUUUUUCUUCAUGAAUUUUAAGCUUCUUUAUAUACUGUAUAUUUAAUGACAAAUGAGCUAGAUGGAAAAGAUGAGUAGAUCUGAAAGUAUAUCAGCAAUGUUAGGUCUGUGUCAUGUUUUUGAAAGAGCUCUCAAAUAUGUUUGAAAUGGUAUGGACAUAGGCUGAGGCAUUAACUCUGCUUUACAAAGAAAUUGUAUUUAAUAAGGGCUCUAUUCAGUCUGUAAAGCUGAAGCAUUACAGAUUCCGAUAGAAUUGUUAAGGUAAUUUCCCAUUGAGCCGACAUGCAGUGUCUGCUAAAGCGGGAAUAUUGCAUUUAAAUUUCAAUCACGCUGUAAAGCAGAAUUUUCGCACUGCGGAUUAAAUAUAAUCCCCGAGUGUGGGGCGAAAGAGGCUAGCUGAGGGACUUGCAAAUGAAAAUGCUGCAAGAAGGGCUGGAUGGUUGAUGAUUGCCUGGUCCAACAAGUAUGCUAUUCAAAUGAAGCUCAGGAUUGUAGGACAUAAAGUAGGUGUCUGAAGAUGCCUACAGUGAGCUAACAGUGCCCAUAGGUUUAGUUAUUUCUUUGCUAUUACUGUAAAAGGAAAAUUACACCCAAAAACUAUCUUUUGGUAUUUGUUUCAUUAGUCUAUUGUUGAUCUAGUCCCCACAUUUUUUUGCACGUCAGCAAUCAAGUUCAUACGGCUGUAUUUCUGUGUUUAUAAAGUUAUAGUUUAACUUGAUUGCUGAUAGUCCCAAAAUGUUUGCAUAUGUCAACAAUGGACAAAUGAAACGAAUACUAAAAGCUAGUUUUGGGGUAGAAUUUUCCUUUAAAUAGAGAAAUAGCACCUGCAGCGUGUGUGUGUGUGUAAGGAACCAAGACUUUGUUUUACGUUGAGGUUAACAAGUGAGUUGAUUGAGUGUAUACACUGGCACCUUCUCUGCCUCAAGUUGAACAGAAAUAUCAAAUAAUUCAAUGCUAAUGUCAAUUGCAAGACACGUCAUGAAAAUGCCUACAACACUAAAACCACGUUAUCUAUAUCCCCUCAUCUGGCCACUUUGACAGAAAAAAAGUUGAGUUGGGUGCUAGAAUAGAUUCAUGUAAACUGGUUACGUUUGAGUACUGUAUGCCAAUAUUGAGUUUAUAUGCAAUGUUUGCGUUUUCAAUUGCUAUAAAAAUCUUGACCAAUGAGGUUUACUCUUUUUGUAAAUAUAGCAAACCAGCAGUCACUUGCAUCUCCAUGGUGAUUUCAUUUAUUUUUACAAGUAGACUUCGCCCCAGAUGCUCCUGAAUUCUAUUAAACACAGCUGUAUGUCCGCUACAAUUAAAGAUAUCUAAUCAAAUGA
Molecule: messenger RNA, 6720 nt
Organism: Oncorhynchus tshawytscha (Chinook salmon)
Lineage: Eukaryota; Metazoa; Chordata; Actinopteri; Salmoniformes; Salmonidae
Product: semaphorin-6D
Exons: 22
Coding region: 731-3877 (1048 amino acids)
Biological process (GO): positive regulation of cell migration; axon guidance; neural crest cell migration
Molecular function (GO): semaphorin receptor binding; chemorepellent activity
Source: RefSeq, a predicted model, not a curated record